Penaeus vannamei (Pacific white shrimp) is the source of this 501-nucleotide messenger RNA. The record is from RefSeq and is a predicted model, not a curated record. NCBI's taxonomy places the organism in Eukaryota, Metazoa, Arthropoda, Malacostraca, Decapoda, Penaeidae.
AUGGAGUACAAUUAUUCAGAACCUGAGCCAGUGUACAAUGUAGGUGGAGGAGGCAACUACAGCUGGUGGAGUGUUCCCUAUGUUUAUGCUUCAUUCCCUGUAAUUGUUUUUUCCACAUGCAGCCCAUCAACUAUCAGAUAUUCUUGUCAACCUGUACCUCGUGUAGAAUGUCUUCUGCAGCUUCUAUCCCUCAACUUGGUGUUUUCUUCCAAGAGAGCUGAGAAUGGCACAAUGACUGGAUUGGACAGCAAACUGCAAGCAACCAUCGGAGGGCUGAGUGCCACAGGAGUCCUGGAAGACUUUUCCCUUUACGUCUUCCACCCUUAUGGAGGAAAGCAGCGUGGGGCGACUAUUGCUCCCUAUCUGGCGACAUCUCCCCUGACUGCAUUAACUGACAGUGAACGCAAGGACUCCCUCAGUGUCAUGUUGGAAUUUGUAAAGUUCCACAUUUCAAGAUCACGGAAGAUAAAUUUUAAAACAGAAGACAAAAUACCAAAUUGA